UGCUUGUUACUAGCCUCCUUGGGACUCAUAAGCAGUACUCGGAAGCAAAGUGUUCAGUGUCAGGCUCAGUGUUUUACUGUUCGUUGGGACUGAAGAGACCAGCUGGAUUUGACCUAACUGCAGUAAAUAUGCUUUCACCACGUAACCUUGCCCUGUUUUUGUAGUGUUGGCUCUGCUGGAGAAAGGAAAUUGAGAAUGGGCCAUCAACAAUGCUAGGUCUACAAUGGGAAGUGUCACACUUCGCUAUUUCUGCUAUGGGUGCCUUUUCACAUCUGUGACCUGGACGCUUCUGCUCUUUGUGUAUUUCAACUUCAGUGAAGAAACCCACUCUUUCAAGAAUGUGCCCGUCAAGGGGCUGGAACCUCAAAAGCCAAUUCCUAAAAAAUUCUAUCCCCGGUUCACUCGGGGUCCCAUUCGCAAACCCGAGCCACAGAAGAAAGGAGGCAAGAUAGGGAAUCCAUUGGGGAAUCAUGAACAGGACCCAGUGAAGGGAGACAUAGAUUUUUCUCCUGAAAUGGGCAUGAUUUUUAAUGAGCAUGAUCAGGAGGUGAGAGACUUGGGCUAUCAGAAACAUGCCUUCAAUGUGCUGAUCAGUAACCGGCUGGGAUACCACAGAGAUGUGCCAGACACCAGGGAUACAAAAUGUAAAGAAAAGUCCUACCCUUCUGAUCUACCUUCUGCUAGUGUUGUUAUCUGUUUCUACAAUGAAGCACUUUCUGCCUUGCUUCGGACAAUACACAGUGUCCUGGAUCGCACGCCAUCAUAUCUUCUUCAUGAAAUUAUCCUGGUGGAUGACAACAGUGAAUUUGCUGAUCUGAAAAAAGACCUAGAUGAAUAUGUUCAGAAAAACCUUCCAAAAAACACCAAGCUGGUAAGAAAUGAAAAACGUGAGGGUCUGAUUCGAGGAAGAAUGAUUGGAGCAUCUCAUGCUACAGGAAAAGUGCUGGUGUUCCUGGACAGUCACUGCGAGGUGAAUGAGGUGUGGUUGCAACCUUUACUGACUCCAAUCGGAGAAGAUCGCAAGACAGUGGUGUGCCCUGUGAUUGACAUAGUCAGCGCCGAUACACUUACCUACAGUUCUUCUCCAGUUGUGCGUGGAGGGUUUAACUGGGGCCUGCACUUUAAAUGGGAUCUUGUUCCUUUGUCAGAACUAGAAGGACCCGAGGGAGCUACUGCUCCAAUCAAAUCACCUACCAUGGCAGGAGGAUUGUUUGCUAUGGACAGAGAAUACUUUAAUGAGCUUGGACAGUAUGACAGUGGCAUGGAUAUUUGGGGAGGUGAAAAUCUGGAGAUAUCAUUUCGGAUCUGGAUGUGUGGGGGCAGACUACUAAUCAUCCCUUGCUCCAGAGUGGGACACAUUUUCCGUAAGAGGCGCCCAUAUGGCUCCCCUGGGGGGCAGGACACCAUGGCACACAACUCUCUGCGUCUGGCACAUGUGUGGAUGGAUGACUAUAAGGAACAAUAUUUUGCCCUAAGACCUGAACUAAGGAUCAGAAGCUAUGGAAACAUUACUGACCGUGUGGAGUUGAGGAAAAAAUUGAACUGCAAGUCAUUUAAGUGGUAUUUAGAUAACAUCUAUCCAGAGAUGCAAGUGUCUGGGCCCCAUGCCAAAGCUCAGCAACCGGUAUUUAUUAAUAGAGCACAAAAACGACCAAAAAUAAUCAAACGUGGAAGGUUGUAUCACCUUCAAACCAACAAGUGUCUGGUUGCCCAGGGUCACCCAAGUCAGAAAGGAGGACUAGUAGUGGCUAGGGAAUGUGACUACAAUGAUCAAAACCAGGUGCUGUCUAUGGAAACUGAGGAUCCCAUCACAUUGCCCAGUCUUGGUUUGGCAGUCUUUGUUACUCAGUGUGCAUCGUCAGGAGCUGCUCAGUGGGCUUCAUCUCUGUUACUGUGAGGUGCAUAUGGAUCAUGGACAGUCCUUUUUCAACCCCGGGUGGAAAGAUUGCUAUUCCACCAACCCCUACAAGCUGCUAUAGAUAGCUGUAAACUACUUCUCUACACUGGAUUUUAUGAUUCUGUGCCUCUUAGUCCUUUCUCCCUUAUGUAUUCUAACGCCAUAUUCAGCCCUGCUAUUUGAAUGGUUAUAGCUUCAAACCAGUGUUUGAAUAAGUAUUAAGGAACAUUAAAUUAAAUAAAAGGAAUUUGAAAGAUGCCCUGAAGACACCGGCUGUAGUAAAAUCGUGCUUUUAGAUCCAUAGAAUCAUAACGUGGAAAGAGACCUCUGGCAUCAUCAUCUCCAUCACAGGUAUGGGAUGUGGCAUUCCCAAACCAUGCCACACAGUUACUUAUCCAGUUUCUUUUUGAAAACAUCCAGUGAAGGACAUUCCAUAACCUCUCAUGGCAGCAUGUGCUAUUGUCCUGCUGUUCUUACGUAGUGGUUUUUCAUGAGAUUUAAUUUGCAUUUGCUCCACUGUAGGUUAAAUUUAUUGCACUGUGUCCUGUCUUCUGUGGCAAAGGAAAGCAAUUGUUCUUCCUUUCAUUUAUUGUAGACUUUCAAAUAUUUGAAAAAUGUUUUUGUUCUCACUCCUUAGUCUCCCACCCCCACUCCAGACUAAACCUCCCUGUUUCUCUCAACCUUUCUUUGUUUUCAUUCCAUCCUUCAUAAUUUUUUGUUCAUCUUUGGAUCCUGAACAAGCUUCAGCCAGAGUACUGCAUCCUGAAGUAAAGUGGUCCUGUUACUUCUCAUAGCUCACAUGCAGUACUUCUGUUAAUGCAGCCCAAAACAGCAUUUGCUUUUCUUUCAACAGCAUCACACGGCUGACUCGUUGAAUCUGUGAUAUACCAUAUCCCACAGGUUCCUGCUGGCAGUGCUGUUAAAAAGACAGUUAUCGUCCAUUCUGUAUUGAGCAUUUUUCUUUUUCUUUUUCUUUCCUGUGUCUGGCAUCUUGCAUUUGUCUUUGAAUUAUUGUCCGUACCAGAGCCCUCUAAUCCAAGGGUUGACAAUUUUCUGGCGGAGCACUGGAACGACCCUGCUCAAGUCUGAGUCAGGUCGACACUAGGACUAUGACUGUGGUGCCACAUUGGGAACACUCCCCCUCUGCAAUGCCCUGGGCACCCAACUGCAAUGCAGUCUGGGCAGAGCUUCCCUUCUAUUGAAUCCCCCAGCACCCAAAUGUGGCACAGCCUGGGCAGAGCCCGCAGCUGCUGAAUGCUGCCAAAGCCACAGCUCCAUAGGCUGGAUCCAAAGUCGCCCCAUGGCUGAUCCCACUGACCCAGGUGAGCGCGAACGGCUGCAGGGGGACUGCUUCUCCUGGUGGCCCCACUCCCCGGCUGGCACUCUUGGAGGGGCACCAACGCUCUCGCCUGCCCCCCCUGUCUAGGAAUGCUGGCUGUCGGGUGCACCAGCGCUCUCAGGGGGUGCACGUCCACCCCCUACAUAUCACCACUGAUUCCUGGCUUCCCAAGUGCUUGCAGCGUUUUCCAGUUUUGUCAUCUCCAGACUGUUGCAAUGUCCCAGGACACAACUCUAGCUCCACUGCUGCUGGUUUGCCAGUGAGUCAAUGGAACCAAAUAGAAAUUAAAUAGCCUUUAUUCACUGCCAGCCAAACUAGCAGUGGGGAUACCAGGUACACAAAUCCAGAACUCUGCAGAAAACCUAUAUCUUUAUGCAUGUAACCUUCUGUGAACCAUCUAGUCUCAGGCUUAACACAUGAAUGCACAGAGCUAAGUAGUAUUCCUUUCUCUUACUGAACAGUGCAUUGCCAUGUCAGUCUUCUUUCCACAUUUCUCCUCCUUCUUAUGCAUGGCAUCAGAUAUCAAUUUACAAAUCUAUGAGCCACUGUCUGGUAUUAUCGCUCAAUGUGUGGGUUCCGUCUGUCCUGUCUGGGCAUUUGUAAAGUUUGCAGCUUUCAAUUAAAUGCUGUGCUGUUUGUUAGACACCACAUUCAUGCAGGGGGUUGUCUAAGAUGUUCAUCUUGUAAAGUACUGUUUUGAAGCAUCUAUAUCCUGAUCUGUCUGUUCAGCUUGACCCAUGCUUCUGUAUCAAGGUCAUACCCAAAGGGGACUCAUUUGGUGUUAGUAUAAAAUGCUGUAGAAAUAAGUCUCAUCUUUCCCAGUGGUUGGCCCACUCCAUAGCUGCCCAUGGGUUUGGUUCAGCAUCCCCCAUCUCUUCCAGGAGCUUGCAGGCUUCAUGUGUAAAUGUUUUCCGGCUUUUAAGUCUUCUUAUCCCAGAUUCCUUAACUAUCUGUCUGACUUCCAAACCACUUGGGAGGCUGCACCUUGAUUGAGGUGAUACUGAAUAGAGAAUAUCCACAUUUUGAGACCUCUUAGUCCUCCCAGCAUGUUCACAUCACUGUCACAUUCCUAGGGUGUGCCUGACAAUCAAACAGUCUUGAGACAACCAACAGAGACUUGAUCAGGAGCCUCCCUAUUCCUGCAUUCCAGGUGGUAAUAAAAAUGUUGAACAGUGCCAGGCUUAAAACGGGUCCCUGGGUCUGUACUUUUAUUGUGGCACUGAUAGGCAACAGCCCAGUGCCAAAAGUUGUCAUAUGCUGUUUGUCAGGUGAUAACAUAAUGGUUCGUAGUGCCUUGGGCUGUUAGUGCUUGAUUUAUGGCGCCUGAUGGUGAAAGAGUCUGUUGAGAGUUGCCAUAUUGCUAUACUUGGUGUUUGCCAUGUUAAUUCAACUUGUUGGCCAACACUAAUCUUGAGUUGAAAAUAUAUUCUCCAAAACAUGUAAUCCUAAACUAGUGUAUCUAUUAAGGUUUCUUAAGUAAAAAGAAAGGCAUUAUAUUUGCUGGUAGGCAUAGUCUUAUAGCUCCAUUAGCAUGAUGUUUUGGGGUCUCAGAAUUGUACUUCUGUGAGAUUCAGACCCCUACUAAAGAUAUAGAGGUAAAUGCAAAUGAGGUAAAUGCCAGUGGAGUCUUACUAAAUAUAGAUCACGCCAGAUUAACUCGGUGUGCCUUUGAAUGAAAAGAUAAUUUGUUUUCUAAGCAGGCGAACGUGUACAUUUAUCUGGAUUUCGCUGAAACACUAGGUGUGGUGUUGCCUGGGAAACUGUAUUUGAAGAAGAAGCUGAGGAUUGUAUUAGGUCAAGAGUUGUAACAUAGUUGAAGUGUCUGAAGGGAAGUUGGAUGGGAGCGGGUGAACAAUUGAGCGGGAGGGAAGUUAUAGAUGGAUCUUUCAAGGGUUGGUCUUCAGGACUGACCUUUGUUAAUAUGUCUAUUUAUGACCUUGACACACAAAGUGUGUCAUUAGAAGAAUUUAUUAGUACAGUUGCAUGGCCUUCUUAAUACAGAGAAGGAUCAGAAUAUCAAAAUGGAAGAACUGGGUGAGUCUAAAGACUGGAGUGAUAGAAAGAGGAUGACAGUGAAUAGUAUAAACUACCUACCUGCCCUCCUGUAACGGUGGAGGAGUGGGGUGGGGGGAUGAAUUAAAGAUGACCCUCCAAUAAUUAGAUUCUAUACAUAGAAAAUUAUAACAAAUUUUAUAAUUUUUCCAUGUGUUUAAUCUACUUAUUGAAGGGUUGCUUUAAAUUCAGGGUCACCUAAGAUUCAAGUAAAUACAAUGUAUUCCACUUCAAAUGUGAAGCUACAUGUUAAACUUUCACUCUGAAAUGUGAUGUUUGUAUGGAACACAGUGGCAACUAAUAAUAAAUAUCCAUGCAGUUUGGCUGCUGGCUUCCUUUCUUUUCCUCCAGUAAUACUUGUAUCUUUGAGCUGCUGAAAUUCCAUAAAAAUGGAGAGGAAAAGACUGUUGUCUCUCUGUGUUAUAUAAGGCAUAUUUUCACCACUUUUCUCUCUCACGGAAACUUGAAUUAGCCUAACAGCAUUUAGCAGAACAGAACGGGAGGUGGUUAAGAAGUGCAGUCACUAGUAAACUAACUUUGCCUCCUGAGAACUGAGAGAAGAGGAUAAGCAGCUAUUGAACAUAAUUUUCUGGCUUGCUUUGUGAUGUACCUAAUUUACCUGCAGCAAACUGCAUUCGGUUCUAAUAGAAAACGGGCUAUGCUAUCUACUUCUGAGAUGCUUUUGUUCUCCACAGACCUAACAUAUUAGCAGAACAACAUAAUUUCCUGCCCUGAGGCUUGCAACAUUGUGUAAAUCCUGUAAAAAAAAAAAAAAAAAAAAAAAAAAUCAAUACAUCUGAAAAAGUUGGAGCUUUUUUUCUGUCUGAAAUUUUUCUUCCAGUGUGUCUCAUUUCACACACGGAUAAAAAACUCCCCCAUUACUUAAGAGCUUUUGGCUGCAAGAGCAAGGAGGUACAGUACUUUGCUUCUAUGCAGGGAGCUUUUAGUUUGUCAAACUUCAGAGACUUCUGGAACUUUUUGGGUAACGUUUUCCUGGUUCAUUCUUUUGUCCAUUUAAUACUAUCACUCAUGUUUAAAAUGUGUGCCAUACAGCUAUAAAAUACCCUUUUCAUCGGUGGGUUCCGAAAGUGAGAAGACACUCAUUCUGAAAACAGUGAAAUAGGUUGGGAAAAUGAGUUUUUAAACUACAGCUGCCUCUUAUGAGCCUCUUUUUAAGUCUCAGCCAUUUUUCUGGGUAAAUGAUAUCAGUGAUUAAUACUGAUAGUACCUGAACCUAUGAGCUAGUUCCAAAAAUGGCAGCUGGGGCUUAGCUUGGUAUUACGAGUCCUAAGCAUUCCAAAAAAUCUGAGUCAAAGACAUUGGCUUGAAAAUGUAGAUUCCAUUUGAAGAAAACAGGAAAGCGUGUUUGCUUGAGCCUUUUGUUUGCCCUUCCACCGCAUUUUAAGGACAAGGAACUUGCAAUGAAACAAAAAAAGGGUCAAGAUACUCACUUCCAUGGUUCCAGAAGGUCAGCCUUCAUGAAAAGCCAAAUAGCAUGAAACUUAUGAUGAAAUCACUGUAAUGCAGACACAUCUUUGAUAGUGAACAG
Alligator sinensis (Chinese alligator) is the source of this 6837-nucleotide messenger RNA. RefSeq names its product polypeptide N-acetylgalactosaminyltransferase 11 (gene GALNT11). The transcript has 11 exons. Gene Ontology annotation, cellular component: Golgi apparatus. Gene Ontology annotation, molecular function: Notch binding. Gene Ontology annotation, biological process: regulation of Notch signaling pathway. Bases 224 to 1897 code for a protein of 557 amino acids. Lineage: Eukaryota; Metazoa; Chordata; Crocodylia; Alligatoridae. The record is from RefSeq and is a predicted model, not a curated record.